Messenger RNA from Haemonchus placei, 366 nucleotides. The record is from the annotation of a GenBank genome assembly. NCBI's taxonomy places the organism in Eukaryota, Metazoa, Nematoda, Chromadorea, Rhabditida, Trichostrongylidae.
AUGCUACGGCAUGCACCGGCAAACCAGUCUGUGGUCGUGUCUCCAAUUUCAGUAAUCUUCGCUUUGGCUAUGGUACAAGCAGGCGCACGAGGAACAACGAAAUCACAAAUCAAUUCUGUAAUUUCAAAGGGAGAGUCAGACAGCGAGAUUGAAGAACACUACUCUGAGCUUUCCAGACAAAUUAUGAACGCAACGAAUGACGUCAAAAGUAGAAUAGCAAAUGGGUUUUUCUUGAACAAUCAGUUUAAAAUCGAAAAAGACUAUGAGCAAACCAUAAAAGAGAAAUUUGACGCUGAAGUGAAACCUUUAGAUUUUGAAAAAACUGGCGACGCUGUAGAGGUUACUUUAGUCCAUUCCAUUUUCUAA